This is a messenger RNA of Budorcas taxicolor (takin), 1223 nucleotides long. RefSeq names its product endonuclease G (gene ENDOG). Gene Ontology annotation, molecular function: metal ion binding; single-stranded DNA endonuclease activity; RNA endonuclease activity. Gene Ontology annotation, biological process: apoptotic DNA fragmentation. The coding region runs from base 259 to 1158 and encodes 299 amino acids. NCBI's taxonomy places the organism in Eukaryota, Metazoa, Chordata, Mammalia, Artiodactyla, Bovidae. Gene Ontology annotation, cellular component: nucleus; mitochondrial inner membrane. The record is from RefSeq and is a predicted model, not a curated record. The transcript is spliced from 3 exons.
CUCUACUCCGCGUCCUAAAGGGGCAAAGAAGUCCGGUCGUCAAUUAGGUGGGCACCGACCCGCAACUGUGGACUGGACACUACGUCGGAGCGUUCGUGAGUGGAGGGGCGCACGUUCCGCCGUCUCACGCCUCCGCUCCGCUCCAUCCCCGUGGUGGGCCGCCGCAGGCCUGUGCGGCCCCUUUAAGAGCCUUCGGGUCGGACGCCGGAGGUCGCGGCGUCCCUUCAGCGCCGCAGGCCCCGGCCACCAUCCGCGGCCAUGCAGUUGCUUCGCGCAGGCUUGACUCUGGCCCUGGGCGCAGGGCUGGGUGCAGCUGCCGAGGGCUGGCGGCGGCAGUGGGCCGACGCGCGGGCGACGCCGGGGCUGCUGAGCCGGCUGCCGGUGCUGCCAGUGGCGGCGGCGGCGGGGCUUCCCGCGGUGCCCGGGGCUCCCGCGGGUGGCGGCCCGGGCGAGUUGGCCAAGUACGGGCUGCCCGGGGUGGCGCAACUCAAGAGCCGCGCGUCGUACGUGCUGUGUUACGACCCGCGCACCCGCGGCGCGCUCUGGGUGGUCGAGCAGCUGCGGCCCGAGGGGCUCCGCGGCGACGGCGACCGCAGCUCCUGUGACUUCCACGAGGACGACUCGGUGCAUGCGUACCACCGCGCCACCAACGCCGACUACCGCGGCAGCGGCUUCGACCGCGGCCACCUUGCUGCCGCGGCCAACCACCGCUGGAGCCAGAAAGCAAUGGACGACACCUUCUACCUGAGCAACGUCGCGCCCCAGGUGCCCCACCUCAACCAGAAUGCCUGGAACAACUUGGAAAAGUACAGCCGCAGUCUGACCCGCACCUACCAAAAUGUCUAUGUCUGCACGGGGCCACUCUUCCUGCCCAGGACGGAGGCUGAUGGGAAGUCCUACGUGAAGUACCAAGUCAUUGGCAAGAACCACGUGGCGGUGCCCACCCACUUCUUCAAGGUGCUGAUCCUGGAGGCAGCAGGCGGGCAGAUCGAACUCCGCUCCUAUGUGAUGCCCAAUGCGCCAGUGGAUGAGGCAAUCCCGCUGGAGCGCUUCCUGGUGCCCAUCGAGAGCAUUGAGCGGGCCUCGGGGCUGCUCUUUGUGCCAAACAUCCUGGCACGGGCAGGCAGUCUGAAGGCCAUCACUGCAGGCAGCAAGUAAGGACAGCCCCAGCUGGACUGUGGGUUUGGGGGACUGAGUCAACUUAAAAGUCUUUAUUUUUGGAA